Molecule: messenger RNA, 795 nt
Organism: Colletotrichum destructivum
Lineage: Eukaryota; Fungi; Ascomycota; Sordariomycetes; Glomerellales; Glomerellaceae
Product: Putative F-box domain, ankyrin repeat-containing domain superfamily
Exons: 1
Coding region: 1-795 (264 amino acids)
Molecular function (GO): protein binding
Source: RefSeq, a predicted model, not a curated record
AUGUCAAUCCAAACUCUCCCUGACGAAAUCUGGCUCCAGAUCGCCGAGCACCUGGACUCGACCCCAAGCAUCGCCGCUCUCUGCCGAGUCAACAGUCGGCUCUGCAGCGUCCUGCAGAGGGAACUCUUCCGCGACGCCAUCGAACGAGAUCUUCCCGAGAUCACGACUACAGCUGCAGCCAAUGGACAGCUUGCGGUGCUGAAGGCUGCCGCUGCAUUUGGCGCCGACCUCGGGCGUGUGCGCCCCAUUGCGCCGUCUAUCGAAUUACUGGCCAGCUUCGAACAAUUCGGCAUUGAGUCGUUUUACUCGACGCCGUGUUGGGGCACACCUCUGCAUGUUGCAGCUAGAAACGGCCACAUGCAUGUGGUCAAGUGGUUGAUCGAGCAAGGGGUCAACAUCAAUGCUCCGGCGCGAUAUCUUUGCCACUGCGUCUCGAAUCAGCAGAGCUCGCAAUGGACCAUGACUAAGAAAAUCUUCAGCCAGCGGAUUGCCUGGACGCCGUUGCACCAUGCUCUUUGUGGAGGAAAUGGUGAGAUUGCGCGGUAUCUCAUCUUGAGCGGCGCUUCAUACUCCAUGGUGGUUCCGGCUUCAUCGCCUUCCUGGCCGGACUUGGACUUUCAUAUUGAUGACGAUGAUGAAGACGAAGAGCCGGAAGAGACGUUGCCCGUUUACUGUGCGCCUCAAAUAGUUUGCGAACAAAAACAGAAGCCGCCAGCGAGAUGGACGACGGGCAUUGUGCGUUUCUUCCGUCGAUUUGUUGGCAGUUCCACUGCUAGCACGCAAUGCGCCAGCUGA